AUGUCUGAACAGCUAUAUGUACCGAAUAAGAUUUCUCCGUCACAGCGAGUUCCAAACAAGGAAGCACUUUUGACGGAAGCCCUAGAAAACAUCGUGACUGGCUAUCCUCCCCGGGAGAGCUACGAUAUAGAGCUCAAAGGGUUUUGGAACGGACCAACGGGCAUUGCCUACUUAUUUCUUUGCGUCUCAGUAGCGUACCCUCGCCUAGAAAUCGCCUCCAAGUCUGCAUUACAUUGGGCAGAGGCAUACUCGACGGCCGAUGGACGCACGGAAGCCACCAUCCAGCAAGCGAGCCAAAGGUGUGGCAUUUCUGCGCAGCUGAUAAGCUACCAAGCUGUCCGCGCCGCUGUGACGAAGGACAUGCAGGUUGUGGACGAGUUUGUCCAGAGUGUGUCUGUGAUUCCGAGCCGCAAGCAUGAAGAUGAAUGGCUCUGGGGCAUGGCUGGUGCCUUGUACCUCAUCCGGGUCGUCAGGCAUUGGGUGCCCGCAAGUGCGAAGGCGCUCGAGGAACCAACAAGCCUAAUAAUGGAGGCAGUCAUCGCCAACGGACCUGACUGGGAGUGUAACAAUCAUCAAUGGCUUGGUGCGGCACACGGCGACAUUGGUAUUGUCACGGAGCUUGUGCUUACAUCGCCCAGCGUGGCGCCUCGCCUGGAGAAGAAGCUGGAGCAGCUGCUGGACCUGCAGACGAGCGACGGCAACUGGGCUGUCAUACCCGAGCCUAAGCCUCAUCAUAAACCAUACGUCCAGUUCUGCCACGGCGCUCCAGGAUUUGUAUUGAGUCUGAGGUCGCUGCGCCCCCAUUUUCCAGGCUUACAGGACAAGAUAGACAGAGCAAUCAAUCUCGGCAGUGAGUUGGUAUGGAAAGAAGGAGUACUGAGGAAGGAACCAAGUCUAUGCCACGGCAUUUUUGGAAACGCUCUGGCGUUGAUGCCAGAUCAGAGAGACCACUUGCUAGCCCAGGCAACGCCAGACAGUGUUGCUAAGGCACGGGCAGCCGAUCCAACCAUGUUUGAGGAGUCAAACUAUGGCUUUCACUAUGCUCUAUUUACAGGCUACUGGCCAAGUGCUGCGUGGGCUUGGUUUAGCUCUACCAGACAAGAGUCCUCUUUGAUUGGCUACAAUGACGUGUAA
Messenger RNA from Neoarthrinium moseri, 1134 nucleotides. RefSeq lists its product as uncharacterized. The coding region runs from base 1 to 1134 and encodes 377 amino acids. The transcript has 2 exons. The record is from RefSeq and is a predicted model, not a curated record. Gene Ontology annotation, biological process: peptide modification; carbohydrate metabolic process. Gene Ontology annotation, cellular component: plasma membrane. NCBI's taxonomy places the organism in Eukaryota, Fungi, Ascomycota, Sordariomycetes, Amphisphaeriales, Apiosporaceae.